Molecule: messenger RNA, 2562 nt
Organism: Alternaria novae-zelandiae
Lineage: Eukaryota; Fungi; Ascomycota; Dothideomycetes; Pleosporales; Pleosporaceae
Exons: 1
Coding region: 1-2562 (853 amino acids)
Source: RefSeq, a predicted model, not a curated record
AUGGCGCUCACGCCCUUGCUAUUCGAUGCGUAUCAGAAGUACAAGAGAGGAACCGAAGAUCUCGUUCAAUGGCUAGCUGAGACAGCCCGCGCCACUGGUACCGUCAACGACGUGUUCAGUGAUAGUCAACAACGAGGGAAACCGCCUAUGGGAGGUAGACUGAAGGGGAACGCCCGGAAAGAAGCAAAGAACGCCCCAGCUACGUACCAGAUCACAGCUAGAUCGUUCGUCACUCUUGCGACAGCUAUCGCCAACGAUGCGCGUGCAUCUGUUCCAACCUCGGUCUUCGGAACCUUGCAGGCUGUCAUUCGAGGUCGCAAAGAUUGCGCAGUCUGGUACGCAAGCACUUCUGAUUGUGCAGACAACGCCGUCAAGGAGAACAACGCGAGCCACCAAUACUUCAUCAAGACUUUGGAAGACGUCCUCGAAAUCCUCAAGGCCGCCAAGAGGCCACCAGUCGAACGUCGGCAGCCCAAGACCACAAAGGCAGAAGCUAUACGCACGAGUAACAAGUACGAGCUGCUGGAGAACGAGGCUCUCCCAGAGUCCGACCAUAUGCCCGAGAUUAUCGAGGUCCACGCCACACCCGCCAAGUCGAAGGUGACCUACAAGCUCGAAGAGUCUGAAACUGACGUUACCUUCGCCAUCUACUGCUUUCUCAUGGACGUUACAGAUCUCAGGAUUGCAGUCAGACGCACUUGGCGUGAGUUCGCGAACGGCGACAUCGGUCUCCAGGCCGCCGCGCUAACCAUGAACAUCGCUCUGGCAAUGAUAGAGAAGUUGAGCAACGAUUUUGAGGAAGCCAACCCUCGAUUCAAGGACUCGAAAGGUCAUAGUAUGCACGGCGAACUCAUCGGCUUCUUACAGCGCAGCCGCUCCAAGGUUGAACCAGGUUCGCCAUUCGUCAAUGCAACCAAUGAUUGUGGGGAGCCUUUCGCUUACAAACAAGAAAAGCAAUCAUUGAGCUUCAAUACUGUCAUAUGCAAGCAUGUCACAGAGUUGCUCCUCUUCACAUUCAGUGACAUAACGAAGAACGAAGAAUUUCGAUACUCCAACGAUGAAAAGAGAUUCCUCAAGUGUGUUUCACAGUUUGCAGCAUCACCUUCGAUAGAACCCCGUUUCAUGGAAGAAUACAUGGUCCGAAAGGCUGCAUUCGCCAUGCUUCGCGAGGGCCGCCUGCAAAGCUGGAUUUUUUUCUCGCUGCAAAUAUUCUGGGAUAUGCAAAGAGAGCUGGAGCGUCAUUUAUCUGUCGGUGAGGAGCUUCUCUACAAGAUCGGACAGCAGAUCAUCACAGGAUACCAAGCUUACCUCGACGUCAAGGGGUUUGAGGGGUUGGACGACGCCUAUACACUCUCUCGUGAAAGCGUUAUCGAUCGCAAAGAGUUUGUCGAAGCCGUCAUUGUCAAUAAGAAGGCCCAGAUGGGGUUCGAUAUUGAUGAAAAACAAUUACCGCUAAAAUUCCGGAAGAUACCUGGGUUCUCACUGUUGAGGUGCGAUCCCGCGUUCUGCGGCGUACUCCUGGCCACCAUGUGCAAAGAGUAUCACGAAGUAGCCAUCGAGUGUACGUCAAACGAUGGUCAAAUCAUUGUGAUGGCCCAUCUGUAUAACGCUGCUCAGUGUGCCGGAUAUUUACCUGAAGAUCUGCGAUGGGCAGAUAUGGAAUGGUUGAUCGAGCAGCAAGGUAGCGAUUGGAUCUUCAUGGGCAAGAAACCACAACAAGACCCUGAAUUCGGAAAACGCAUCCUGCUGAUCAUGGGGAAUGUGGCCCACGAUUUCACCAAAGGUUACAGGCCUCGCACCAGCUCAACCUAUGUUUCCCGCGUAAGUGGAAGACGUCGCCUCAGUUAUCAUUCCCAGUAUCUCGAGUCGUCCGUUGACAGAAAGCCACGCGAUAAGACGCAUCAGAAAGUCAAGACCUUGGAAAAAUGGCGUCAACAAAGACAGAAGGGGCCUGUACACGACGACGAACCAAGGAAAGACACGCUUGUCAAAUCAGAGUUGCUGAUUGGAGACGCUCAGAAAAAGUCUCACAAUCCGCAAAAGCCGCUGUCUUCUCUGGAAAAGCUACGUAUCUUCAAAGAGGUUGUUAGCAAAGAUGAGACGGCUCUCACAUUCGACGUGUUGCAGCUGCAUAUGCGAUGCACCCAGGUACUGCUGCAGAUCCACAAGUACGCUCGGAAGGUCGCACCGGUCGACUAUCCAGCAUUCAUUUUCCAAGGAGAUUCAUGGUUGACCAUCGCUAUCCCUUGUAUGCUAUACAACUGGAAAAAGAAUCAACCACACCACCCGUGUAUCUUUCCGGUGGUAGGUAUUAUGCUCCGCAAGAUGAUUGAGAAAGAGGGGGAUUCGGCUCUCAAGGGUGCUGCAGCGUUGCAGAAGAGUAUGAAGGUCAAGUUCCCAGGAUACCGGAAAGUGGAUGAACCUAGCUUCGAAACCCCGUUGGAAGACUUGAUCCCCGUUCAGCUGCGUACCGAGUUUCCAUACUCGAUGUAUUGGCAAGUGGUGCAGGAACGAUCGGGCAACUCUGGAUAUGGCUCUAGAUUCGAGUCGGAUGUGGAUUAG